AUGAAAUUAGUGAUACAACUAUUAAAAAUUGCUGGAAAACUACUAAGAUUAUACCUAAAGUAAAUGAGCUAGAGAUAAAUAAGCCAGAAAUAAGUGAACAAGAGAAUAAAUCAGAAAAUAAGAUCUUUGAAACAAAUGAUGUUGCCAAGCUAGUUAAUAAUUUUUCAUCUGAGACUAACCUAGCAGCUCAAAAAUUAAUUUAUAAUAAUGAAAAGUAUGCUUAUACAAUCGACCAAAUAGCUAUAACUAAGAAUAUAUUAAUAGAUGAAAGUAUUGUCAAAAUGAUAAUGAAUGAGUUCUAUAACAAUAAUGAUGAAACAGACGAUAAUAAAGGAUCUCCUUCUCCUUCUCUGAUAACUAUUAUAGAUACUAUUGAA
Molecule: messenger RNA, 377 nt
Organism: Racocetra persica
Lineage: Eukaryota; Fungi; Glomeromycota; Glomeromycetes; Diversisporales; Gigasporaceae
Source: the annotation of a GenBank genome assembly